AUGGAUUUGAGAAAAUAUUUGCAACAAAAUCAUAAUCAACUUACUUGGAAAGUAAAAAUUUUUAUUGUUCAAAGAAUAAUUGAAGCAGUUUAUAAUAUUCAUGAAAAAAAUAUAAUUCAUAGAGAUUUGCAUUCUGGAAAUAUAUUACAUUCUCCAAGAAGUGAUAAGUGGCAUAUUAGUGAUCUUGGAUUUUGUGGCCCUGCAGAUAAACCAACAAAAAGUAUAUAUGGAAAUCUUCCCUAUAUAGCACCUGAGGUUAUUUCUGGAAAACAAACUACAACAGCAUCUGAUAUUUAUAGUGUUGCAAUGCUUAUGUGGGAGGUUUCAUCUGGACAACCACCAUUUAUUAAUUAUGAACAUGAUUAUGAUCUUGCAAUGAAUAUAAUUAAUGGUAUAAGGCCAAGAAUAGUAUCAGGAACUCCUUUAGAAUAUAAAAAUUUAAUUGUACAAUGUUGGGAUGCCGAUCCAUCAAAAAGACUUAAUAUCAGUGAACUUCUAAGAAAAAUAAGAGAAAUUGAUUUAUCAUAUCAAAACAUGCCAAAUGAAUCAUUUCAAACCAAUAUAACUAAUAAUUUAGAAUCAGGUUUUACAAAUACAUAUAACAAAUUAUUUACAAGUAAAAUUCACCAAUUUGAAAAUUUUCCUGAACCAAGAAAUGCAACUGAAGAAGAACAAGAAGAAUUUCACAGUAAACCACAUGAUUUUCAUAUUCCUGAUAAUAUUGAUGAUUUUGAUAAAUCAAGUACUAAUCAGAAAAGCAAUAGUGCAUCAUCAACAAUAAGUAAUAAUUUUGAAGGUAAUUUCAUCCGCAAGUUAUUGAAUUUAUCAUCUACUAACUCUUCUUCUGAACCCCGAAAUGUGGAGAAUUAGCAACGUUAUCUUUUUAUAUAUACUAAACAAUUAAUAUUUAAUACUUUUUAGGCGAUAACAAAGACUUACUAACAAAAUUUAAUGAAUUACAAAUAAAUUCAGAAAAUGGUAGGCGAAUAAUAUAAAAAUAGAUAAUAUAUUGAGUCGUAGCAGGCUGCUUCCUAAGGAGAUCAGGCCAAGGGGAGCCAAGGCAACCUAAACUAGAUGUUCGUUUUUUCAAAGGGUUUGUGGUCUAACUGGAAAAACAAUUAAUAACUAUUAAUUAUAAUAAUAAUUUUUAUUAUUUAGAUACCCAAAAUAAUUUUAUUAAAGACGAACAACAAAUAAAAAAUUAUCAUAUUGAUAUUAGUGAUGAAGAUGAGAUAUGUAAUAAUCCAAAUUUU
This is a messenger RNA of Rhizophagus irregularis DAOM 181602=DAOM 197198, 1253 nucleotides long. The record is from RefSeq and is a predicted model, not a curated record. Lineage: Eukaryota; Fungi; Glomeromycota; Glomeromycetes; Glomerales; Glomeraceae.